CCCGUCCUUGGUUCCCUGGCCCGCUACGGAUGCGGCCCUGCUUUACGGAGCUUCAACCAGCUACGACCAGACAAUGCCACGAACACGGCAUACAAACAAUCGCUUUUCAUGACAUGACAACCCCCUCAACACGGUGCCGCGAUGGAUGAUCUUUCGGGACUUGACUGGUCCAAGCCGGCGGCGUCGACCAGCAACGCCAACUACACCAACCCGACCUCCCGACCGCUACAGCCCCCGCCUCCUAUCCCUCGUCGCGGCACGCCUCUCUCCGCACAGGGUUCGGGCUUCCAGCCUCCAAAGUCGGUCACCUCAAAGCCUGCUGGCGACAGUUUCAGCAAUCUUGUCAACUUCAGCGGCGCCAAGAGCAAUACCAACCUCAGCCUCCGCGAGCGGCAACAGCAGCUGGAGGACGAGAAGCGGCGCAAGGCCGAGCAGCAGCAGAGCACACUUCAGUCUCAAUAUGGCGGAGGUCAGUUUUGGGAUAGCCUGGGCCAGGGCUCAUCCCAGGCGUCUCGGACCGCUUCUCCGGCCGCGUUCCCGGCCGCGCCCAGCAGCACGCUCCCACCGAAUAAUGACGAGGACGAUUUGUUUGCCGCUUUCAACAAGAACACCAAGGUCGACAAGUCAAGCCACUACCCGCCUCCGGCCUCUGCCGGUGUCUCUGGGAAGAACACACCUUCCAAUGCGGGCCGGCUCGACCUGAGCAGUUCCAGUGCCUGGGCCCUUCCGCAGAGCACACAGGGUGGAACGAGCCUCGGGGGGGAUGAUGAUGACGACCCAUUCGGCCUGAACCAGAUGAAGCCAGUACCAGCGCAAAAGCACGCAGCCCCCGCCGCUGACGAUGAUGAUUUUCUGGGCGACUUGGGUAAGCCUGUGGAGCAGGUCCGUAAGAUAACGCAAGCGCAAGAGCUCCAGAGCCAGACACCAAAGCCAAUAGAGGACUCCUCCUCCGAUGACGAUGACGAGCGGCCUGGUCCUGCGCGAGGAUCUGCAGGUGGAGGAUCAGACCCUUUCGACAAGGCGGUGGCAGAGCUUGUCGACAUGGGCUUCACGCCUGAGAAUGCUCGGCGUGGCCUGACCGAGAGUGGUGCUGGCUUAAACGUGCAGGCUGCUGUCGGCUGGCUGCUUGACGACGCCCAUCGCCAGGCGCGGAAGGACAAGGGUACACCUCGCGAUUCUCCAGCAGAUCGUGUUAGGGGAGGAGAGGGUGCCCAGGCUCGGCGCAAUGGGAGUCCGGCCUGGAUGAAUGACGACAGGGGUGGUGAUCGUUACCAUGCCAAUUCUAACAACACGAGUGACGAUUUAUCCAAGAAGGCCGCACAAGUCGGCUCGAGCUUCCUGAAGACAGCCAACUCUCUGUGGAAGACGGGUCAGAAGCAGGUCCAGAAGGCGUAUGCGGACUUCCAGCAAGAUGGUGGAGACCCGAGCCAGCCGAAGUGGAUGCGCGAUGCCCAGAAGGCUAGAGAUAUGCCAGCACGGGGCGGGCAACCAGCCGGCACAGAUGAAGCCAUGAUGCUGGAGUCAGGUGGCCGGCCUGAGCCUAGACAACCCCCGCGACCAGGCAAUACUAGAGGUCCCAACUCGCAAGACCGUGUUCCCACGCUACCUAGUAGACCUGCGUCGGCUCAAAACGGCGCCAGGUGGCAGCAGACUGCCACACCACCACCAGAUUCUCGGUCCAGACUCAACAAACUUGCCGCCGAGGAGCAGAGCGCACAAGCAUACGUCAGUCCGGCCAGGAGGAAGAAAACGCCCCCUGCCCCUGAGCCGGAAGAAGAUCUGCUGUUCGGAACAAGCGCCCCGCCAAGGGCUCAGGCGCCAGCGAGCCGGCCUGCUCAGCAACCACCGAAGCCCUCGAGGCCUGCUUCGUCGCAACCGAUUGUCACACGACCACCACCAACACUGAGAAAGUUGCCGCCGGUAUCUCCCGGCGUUCUGGAAGUCUCAGCACGGCACCGGAAUGAAGGCACAGCACACUUCAAGCGUGGUGAUUAUGACGCGGCGCAUACGUCGUACACGAAUGCCCUGUCGGGCAUUCCCCAAUCACACCCCUUGUCCCUGACGGCCCUGAAGACGGGCAGCCCCAAGCAGGCCGUUACGGAUGCGGAUGCUGCCAUUGGCAUCAUUGGCCCAUCCCGGGGCGAAGGUGAGAAGGUGACGGUCGCGCCUGAUCUUUACGGAAAAGCGCUGAGCAGGAAGGCCGAGGCUCUAGAGCAAAUGGAGAAAUGGGCAGAUGCUUCCAGCAUCUGGCAACUUGCUGUCGAAGGCGGCGUUGGUGGCGCAACUGCGAUUGCUGGACGACAGCCACUUGCCCCGAAACCAAAGGCGCCAGUGAAGCCCCCGCAAGCAGCCAAGCCGCGUCCCAAGCCGUCCGCGAUGUCAGACCUCACGCCGCAGAAGAGCUCAGAAGCCGCUAACAAGGCCGCCGAGGCGGCGGACGACGAGAAGUUUGCUCUCACAUGGCGGGAUGGGAAGAGAGAUAACCUGCGGGCUCUGAUUGGCAGUCUUGAUCAGGGCAGUGGCUGGAAAAAGUUGGUUUUGGCCAACAAGGCCAUUGCCAAAUGCCACCCCGAUAAGUUACCACAAGGAGCAAGCACAGAAGUUCAACUCAUCGCUGCUACGGUCUUUGCGACGUUGAAUGAGAGCUGGGACAAGUUCAAGGCCGAGAAUAAUCUAUGACGCGCAACAUUUAGAGCCAGGACAUGUGGCACCAGACAGAUGGUAAAUAGAAGAGAGGAUAAAUUUGAUGAGAGAGCCAAUCUUGCAAUUCCUUCCUUCCG
Messenger RNA from Microdochium trichocladiopsis, 2780 nucleotides. RefSeq lists its product as uncharacterized. Lineage: Eukaryota; Fungi; Ascomycota; Sordariomycetes; Xylariales; Microdochiaceae. Gene Ontology annotation, molecular function: protein binding. The record is from RefSeq and is a predicted model, not a curated record. The transcript has 13 exons. The coding region runs from base 142 to 2679 and encodes 845 amino acids.